Molecule: messenger RNA, 1706 nt
Organism: Aspergillus saccharolyticus JOP 1030-1
Lineage: Eukaryota; Fungi; Ascomycota; Eurotiomycetes; Eurotiales; Aspergillaceae
Exons: 4
Coding region: 329-1456 (375 amino acids)
Biological process (GO): positive regulation of transcription by RNA polymerase II
Cellular component (GO): nucleus
Molecular function (GO): DNA-binding transcription factor activity; transcription cis-regulatory region binding
Source: RefSeq, a predicted model, not a curated record
CGGCAGUUUGCCGAACGGUUCGAGUCAUGAUACCUUGCCAAUCACCCCAGUUCUUGGUUCAGAGAUAACGCGAAAUAAUUGAGGGGAUUCGACGAUCUGGGGAACUAGAGGUGUCGCCAUUGCACAAGAGCCGAGACCCUUCCAAUACACCAGAGAACCUCUUCCCACGUUGGGUCGUACUGUAGCUCUUCCAGCCCCCUCCGGUACCAGCAACCAGCAACCAGCAAACAGCAAACAGGAACCAACCUUCUCAUCUCUUGUUACAUCCCUUAUCGGUUGUCAGGGCGAUCUCGAUUGGUGAGACCUGAUCUGAACCAAGGAUUCAAAGAUGGACAGGCGAGUCAUGCCAGACCUGCCAGUCACUGAGCUUCCCUCGAAGCGGCAACGGCUCGAUGCUGUAGCAGGUGCUCAGCAGAAGCAAGCCCAACCACCGCCAGUUAAAGUAGAGCUUGGUCUUAGCCCCUUGACUCCUCGGGACUUCUAUGACCAUUCAUGUAACCUCAACGGCGCCGACCUUCACACUUCCCCAAACUCAGGUGGUGAGUGUAGUUUAUUCCAAUCUCCGGCGGCUGGGAGCUGGACGCAGGAUGGCUUUUCGCAGGACCCAAACUUCCUCGCGUCACAGGAGGAAUUGCGAUGUUUUCUGUUUUCGCUGGCGAACUCAGCGGUCCCGACCCGGGCAUCCAGCCCCGACGCGGUGGACAGUGGAGUUCAGCUGGAACGAUUGUCUCAAGCCUCGACCAAGGACGGUCGGGAUUCAUGGCAUGCCCCACUGUCUGAGGGGAGGCGUAUUUACUAUCUCAAGAUUUAUGUGAGUGAAGUGGUACCAUGGCUUGACAUGUUCGACUCAGAAUGCACCUUCCGCCAUCAAAUCCCAGCCCUCGCCCAGGGGUUUCCGGCUCUUUCUAAUGCCAUUCCAUGCCUUCUCAACAAGACAGAUCGAGCUCUUGAAUUGUAUCAGGAGGCCAUCCGGCGACUGAGUCCACUUCUCCAGGUGCACGACACAAAGGUCGUGGCGGCCUGCGUACUUCUUUGCUGCUUGGAGAUGAUGUCGGCCAGGGCACAAGACUGGCGCCGUCACUUGGAGGGUUGCGCUGCAUUAUUCAGUGCAUUUGGUAUCCAAGGCUUCAGUCCGGAGUGUUACAGGCAGUAUUUUGGUGUUAUGCGAGGAUGGACCUUUGCCGUGCGCUUAUCUCUGAUGGCACGCAAACUACAGUUUUACACCCGUCCAAAUGGUUGCCUCCAGGCUGUCAAGAAGAGGAUGCAUAUCGACUAUUCCAAAAUGUCAAGACUCCGGACAUGCACGCAAAUCACGCGGUAUAUCUCUGUCUGGAAGCGACGCAGCUGGUUUAGGAUCGUACAAGGUUCGUCGAAUUGGGCGAAGAUAACGGAUGUACUACCGAGCAAUUUCAGUCCCGUUGGUUUCGUGUCUGGAACGAGCUUCAGUGCUGGCUAAAUGAGCGCCCAAGUGAGAUGCUUCCUCUCCAGACUGUCCAUCGCAGCCUUUUCCGCAUAUUUUGUUCGUCCCUUGGGCUGCAAUAUCGUCAAACCAGCUGGCGCUUCGAACUGCCAUUUCGGGGUUACCCCAGCUUUUCCCCUUUUUGAUCCUGCCGGACAAUCGGUCUUAGUUCUACACUGGUUUAUAUAUCCACUGAUGACCAGUAGAGCCACUCUUAAAUCUAUUUUAAGCCUAUCUUACGUUGAAG